AUGGAACGUCGUCGCGCUAAUCGCGCUUAUGUCAAAUUGAUCAGUCAUAAAAAGGAUGCACGACGACAGCACAAACACAAACAACAACAAAAAGAAAAUCUCAUGCACCACCACCAAAGCGGCGCAGAGGAGAGUGAUUCUGAUGUGACACCAACCAAGAGUGACUUCAUCGAUGCCACCGCUUCACCACCGCCAGUCAGUGACGCUGCAUUCACCUCCUUGCAACGUUCGCGCUCGAUGCGCGCCUCCUUCCGCCUGCUCAAAGACAAACUGCAUCAGACGCGGCAAAACGCUUUUCAAUCACCAUUCAAAUUGCACACCCACUUGAGUUUACGUACACGCAAGUGCAGCAAUAACGCGACAGCCGCCAACAAAACAACAACAGCAACAGCAGCGCGUCUGCUCGACGAACUGGAUGCGGUUGCGGCGUUGACAAGACCAAUGCAGCGCCUACGACAUGUCAAUCAAGUGGCUGCAGAUGAUGCUGCCGUGGCAGCCGCAACAACGCGGCAAUUACGGGAAUCGCAAGAAUGCGGCGCUGCAAUGCGUCGUGACGAAUGUAAAACGGCGGAAAUUGAACGGCUCAUGGCGGGAUUGCCGCUGAGUGGACGCGCGGCAGAGCCGAACUUUUUAGCCGCCCAGUUACGUGUACCGCGCAAAGCAUGCAAAUUGCUACAAAUACCCGAGUCCUACUGCCUUAAAUACCUGAGUGAACAGCAGCGCAGUGUGGACUUGAAAGCCGCUGGAAAAGUGUCAGUGACAGUGGCGGCAGCGUUGCAAGCGACCGCAACUACGACAAUAGCAAAUCAAAAGUCGUCACAUUGGGCGGAUAUAGCGGUGCAGGCCACGAUGACCAUGUCUGACGGUCAAGAGCAGAAUUUCGAGGAGAAAAAUCUACUGCAAAUCGCUGGCGAUGGCAUUUAUGGUACAACGCGUAUGCGCACGGCAACAAUAAGAAAACCGGUGCCGUACCUGAAUAGUCACAAUAUUCAGCCGCAUAGUUUAACGCUCAAUCGUGCGAGUUGGCGUAAAGCGCGUGCCGAUAGGCGUGAAGAAGCACAAGAAGAGGAGGAAGAAGAAGAUGAAGAUAGUGGUGGUGUAGGCAGUAGCUACUACUACAUUGAUAACACACCUGACAUUGAUAAUGACAACGGCGGCUUUGUCGAUGCAGAUGCCGACAGCGUUGUGGUGUUGAGACGUGCAGCGUCUACGCCCAGCAAGCACAGUAGCAAUAACAAUAAUAACAACAGUAGUAGUAAUAACAAUAACCAUAACAAUCGCAAUAGAAGUGAUAACCACGAAGAACAAUACUACAGCGCGUUACGUGCGCCAUGCAAUAACAGCAAUAACAACAACAACUCAAUACAGCUGAACGGUGAUAAUAGCGACGAUAACGGCUGUGAUGCCGCAAAUACAUUCCGUUGGUCUGAGCAAUGGACACCAAACGUGGCUGUAGCCAAGAUACGCACGGCCAUCUCGUGUACGUCCAACGAUUUGCGUGAAAUGGAAUUUCUAUUGCCGCAAACGGGUGUAAAUAAUAUAGCAGCAGCAGCAGCGACAACAAYAACAGCAACAGCGUUAGCAAGAAAUGCCGUAAAAAUGGCAACAACAAUGCCAUUAAGUGCCAACAACAAUAAUAACAAUAACAGUCAUCACAACAACAACAAUAAGAACGACGGCAAUAGCAAUAAAAUUUUGAGAAUGACUGCGGACAAGCAGCGCAGCAAUGGUCCAAGCAGUGGCCUGAGUGUGGCACGUCAAGCGCGCAACUCUGUGGCCGCACAACCGCAGGCUCCGCUAACGGCCAAACAACCGAAAAUAAACGCCAACGAAUCAAUGGAGUUGGCACUAAAACCGCCGAACUUAGCCAUUUACCGCCAUUCGGCAUUUGUGCGUACGAAAAACAACGGCGACGGCAGUUUAAGUAGCGAUAGUCUUACCACCAACGUCGGCGCUGGCAAUUGCGGCAACACGCCGUAUCGCAAUAAAAUGUCGAAGAAACAAUUAAAGUUGGCUCAGGCGCAACUGGACAAAUUGAAUCAGAUCAAUUUACAUCAACAUGCUCUGUUUUCGGCAGUCGAACAUGGGCAUCUCGACAAAGCGCGCACCAUUCUGGAAUCAACCGAUGUGGAUGUCAAUAGCAUAAACAGUGAUGGCCUGUCAGCUUUGGAUGUUGCUGUCCUCAGCAACAAUCGCUCGAUGACCAAAAUGUUGCUGCAACAUGGCGCAAUCGAGGGCACACAAUUUUCCUCAGAUACCAUCGGAAACAAGCUGAAUGGUCUGCUCAAAGAUGCUGAGUCUCGUAUACAGGACUUGAGUGGCACAUCGGAUGGUGGGCUUUGCCAGCCCACAUUUGCAUCACGGCCGUCCAUAUCCAGUAUUAUUAUUGGCAACACUGGCUCCUCCGUGACCGGCUGCACAGGCAACGAAAUCGAGAAGCAAAUCGGCAAUUGGGAGCGACGCGUGAAGGGUUUGCGACGCCUGCUGCUCGGCUGGGAUCAGACGCGCCCACCGGAUGCGCCCGCCUCGGUGGCGGUGGAUGUGACGGGCGACAACUCGAUAGCGCUGCAAAUACUCGAGCCGUUCGAAGGUGCAAUUGCCACGAAAUUCAAAGUGCAAUGGUCGACUCGUGCGGAUUUCAGCAACAUUGUGGGCGAACGCGAAAUGGUCGACUGGACGAGUUUCCACGGCAAUAUGGGCACACAGUUACAGAUUGGCGGCUUGACGCAAGGGCGCCGCUACUUCAUACGCGCUGCUUGUGGCAAUGUCAAAGGUUGGGGCGCGUAUAAAACGUCUGUGCCCGCAAGCGUUGUGCCAUCAAGUUGGCGCGAUUUCAAUAAUCGCGAAGAUCGUUAUGUGGGACGUCAGCGUGUUUUGGACAAUCUUUUUACGGCAGUACGUUUGGCGCGACCAGCAGAUGUAUCAGAGUUGACGUUAGACGUCGGUGCGGCACAACGGCGUAAUCCAAAAAAAAAGACUACGAUAAAGCAACUAUUUUCGGUGGCAUCGAAAUUUCAAAAGCACUUAAGACGCGGCAUCUACUUGGCGAGCGUCGUUUAUUGUGAGGACAAAGUCCUGGUGACUAGUGAAGAUUUCUUGCCCGUUAUCGAGAUAGAUGAGACAUAUCCGAGCAGCUUAUAUAGUGAUUACCACUGGCUAAUGAAAGUUGCCUGCACCUGGGACGAUGUAAAGUCAUUACGCACGGAUAUGGAGCGAAAUUUAACAUCCGCCGUACAUUUUCGCACCAAACUCCUGUCCGCAGUUUGUCAAAUGCAAUCGACGUUGGGUCUCAAUGACUUGGGACAGCUUUUCUACAAACCACUACGCGAUUCGCAUGGCACAGUUGUCUUAACCUGCAUACAGUCUGUGAAGAGCCAGAAAACCGUCUCCAUACUCAACUCGCGGUGGUUGCCACUGAAUAAAUUGCAAAAGAAGAUAGUUGCACUGCUGGAGGACUACAACAUCAGUGAGAUGUUAAUAUCCUCCAUCAGCGAGCAAAUACACUACCAUCAAACGUCUACACAACGUCUAAGUCCAGGCUUAUAUUUGGGCUAUCUGAAAAUGCAAUGCUCUAUGGACCAGAUACAAGUGGUGGUGCCGGUGAAGACACCCAAUGUGUUGCCUCAUUACAAGGUGCGGAACAACAGUCACAUCACUGCCGAUGAAUGGCAAAUACUGAAGCGUAAAAAGUCCGCGGGUUCCAACAGUCGCAGCAAUAGUCCCUUGAAUAUGGCGCUGGAAUUCAAUACAAGUGCUGAAGAGACCACCGAAGGCCAACGUUUAUUCCUCUACGACCUCACCAAUGCCGCGCAUAAAUUAUUCACCUAUAUGAAUAUAAAGCCGGAGGAUGCCAAGACGCAUCGUCUGUAUGACAUCGAAGUCAUUGAGCACAGCAAAGACAUUAGCUUUCUAGUGAUCUGUCCCGCCGUCGAGCUGGCUUGUGCCGUGCCGGGACAGUCAGAAUUGCUGUUGCAACGUGACGAUCUCGCCAGUCUGAGCAUACAGGCCUUCGAGAUGAUACACCUGCGCACUUACCAACCUGGCAUCAUACAAAAAUAUGCACGCCUCUCCUGCAUACUGGAAUUAGAUACAGCGUUGGCCACACAUUCGCAACGUGAAGCCUUCUCCACAAGCGAACUGCAAACGGCCAGGGAACGCUUGGCGAAAUUGCAAGAACUGUCAGCGAACUUGAAUGCCGUGUGGAAGAGUGUACGCUGGCUGAUGGACGUGAUUGCGUUUGCACGCGACAAAAAUGCACAAUCCUCAGAGAUCAUGAAAGACAUACUUGCCUAUGACAAUAGCAGCGAUAAGUGCAGGGAGGGUCGCACUGUGGAUAAGCAGCUGCUACAACCACCAACACGCGAUGCGAAAUACACAAAAAGUUCCGGACGUGGCAGCUGGCCAGGGCCGGGUGCCAAUUCACAGGGCACCAGCAGUAACUGCUUAGCAGCCGAACAUUCCAAGUCCGAACAAAAUCUAGGACGUAGUGCUAUAACGCCCACCUCCUGCGCAAGCAUAAUACCGCCGCAACAGUCUGCCACCAAAUCGCAUAGCAGUAACGAUUCACGUAAAACGGUCAGUUCCACCGGUACGCAACAAUUGCUACAAGUCAGUAUGGGUGGCUACACGAGCUCUGACGUUUCGUUGCGCAAAAAUAGCGGUGACUCAAUGACCUCGUCCCAGUACACAACGCGCAGCUACUACUCGGGUGUUGAAUCGGCGCUGGGCAGUAACAACGAACUGGGACAGAUCUUUGCAAUACCACCCUCACGUUCCGAUGACACACUAGCGCUGGGUAGUUUGGAUGGAACAAAACACACACAUUCCGCAGCCACGCAUCGCAAGCGUACCAGUUCCAACAUUACACAGCAUGUAACGACGCCAAUAUCCUUGGCCACCGCAACACAUUGUUCCAGCUCCGCGCCUUACUUGCCCACCGGCUCAAAUCUCUCACUGAAAACCGCUUCCAGCUCUGACUAUGACAUCAAAACGUCCAAGAUCAGUAGCCAAACGGCCGUCGAACAUUGCAUUGGUGGCAAAGUGAAGGCUGCUUCAAGCGCAAAUCUACGAGAUGGCGCUCUCUACUUAAAAACCACGCAUACUGCACUGCCCAGCGGUGUAAAGCCUAUCAGCAGUGAGGAAGCCUCCACCGCCGCUGCGUCAGCAACUACUGCAAAAACUGCCUCCAUAAAAAGUCUCUCGCGACACAGCAGCGAAGAGGACACUGCGAGUGGUUCCAGUCACACCUCUGAACAAGCAGCCAAUGCCGCCGCACUGAGCAGCUCGCCCAGCUCAGGUAUCAUACAAGUCUACACUGCAUACAAUACUGGGCUGGCGUCCGGUACUAGCCUCAAAUUGCAUGUAACGCCAAAGACAACCGCGCGUGAAGUAAUCAAUUUGGUGGUGAAGCAACUGAAUAUGGCGGCAGUGCUGAAAGGCAACAACGGACCCAUCUACACGGCGGAUAUGCUGGAGAACUUCUGUUUGGUGGCAGUGAUAGGCGCACGUGAGCGUUGCUUGCGUGAUGACUUCAAGCCAUUGCAAUUGCAGAACCCCUGGCGCAAAGGUAGACUGUACGUGCGACAAAAACACGAACUGCUGGCGGCCAUUGAACAUGCAAAUCGCAAAUCUCAUCUGAUUUGAGUGAUGCGAGAGAAGUUAUGUGCGGGAGAGAAGCCAAUUAAUAGAACUUUGCGAAGCUGCUGCCGUCUGUGGAAAAUGUAGCACGUUUAAAAUUAUUGCAUUGUUGUUGGUAAAGCUCCGCACCUCGUUUUUUUCCUGUACACUACCUGAUCCCAUAAACUUGUUAGUUGUAGGUAUAUAAAUGAGCUAUAAAUGUAAAAGUAGUCUGGUGCGUAGAAAAGACUAGUCGUUAGCUAAUCAUGUCCCCGGAAUGUAGGAUAUAAUUUUUUGUAUUUUUUUCAUCUUAUUUUUGAAUUAAAAAUUUUAAUUUUAAAAUAUUUUUAGGUUAUUUUUUUUUUUGCUAUCAGUUCCGAAACGGCUCUAAAAUCAUACAUAUUUUUACGUUUCUGUGCCAAUAAUUAUCUCAUCAGUUACUAAAGAGCCUUCAUUUCCAGAAUUUCAUAUUUCAGAUUUUCUAAUUUCGAAACAUCUUUCAUCUAACGGGUUUUCCAAUAAGAGCGAUACAAAACGUUCUUUAUUAAUGUGAAAGUACAUUCGAUUGAAUUAUGGAAAAAACCGACACUGAACCCAAUUUUUGACGGUUUUCAAGCAUAAAUCGACCGAUACUGCCGUAAUUUCACUUUCGAUAUUCGUACGAAAUUCAUUAAUCGUCGCUAGCUUGUUGACAUAAACCAUGGACGUGACGUAGCGCCACAAGAAAUAGUCUAACGACGUCUAAUCGCACGAUCGAGACGGCCAAUUGACUGGACCAUUUUGUGAGAUAAGACAUUCACCAAACUUGGUUUACAAUAAAUCGAUUGUGACACUUGCUGUGUAGCUUCUGGCACCAUCCUAAUGGAACCACAUAUUCUCCAAGUCCACAUCAUCCAAUUCGGUCCAAAAAUAUUCGGUUACUAUUGAGCGAUUCACAUUCAGCCAGAAGUGAGCCUCAUCACUGAAGAUGAUUUUUCGUCCAAAUUCAAGUUUUUGGUCAGCCCAAUUCACGAACAUACAACGACUCUCUUGAUCAAGCCUCUUCAGUUCUUGCGUCAAUUUGAUCUUGUAAGAUUUGAUCUCUCCAAGAUCUUUUAGCGAAAUUCGCCACAACGACGUCACAGAGAUGCCCAACGCUUGAGAACGUCGUGUGAGGGACUGAUUUGG
Messenger RNA from Bactrocera latifrons, 6783 nucleotides. RefSeq lists its product as uncharacterized. The record is from RefSeq and is a predicted model, not a curated record. The coding region runs from base 1 to 5643 and encodes 1880 amino acids. Gene Ontology annotation, biological process: signal transduction; regulation of establishment of bipolar cell polarity; establishment of mitotic spindle orientation. Gene Ontology annotation, cellular component: spindle. The transcript has 10 exons. Lineage: Eukaryota; Metazoa; Arthropoda; Insecta; Diptera; Tephritidae. Gene Ontology annotation, molecular function: protein binding.